AUGACGGACAGCAUUAUGAGUAAAGCUGCCACAAUGGAGAUUCCCAUUAACAGUAACGGUGACACAGGAACACUACCAGAGGAUGACAGCCUUGAACAGGUGGGUGAUAGCUACUGACAGGCUACAGGAUGUAACCAUAUGAUACCACCCUGUGUAAAAGUUGUAUUUCAAGCUAUUAAACAAGAGAACAAAUGCAAAAAAGUAGAGUGAUACACUUUUUUAAGAACUUCCUUUUCAGUGAUAUCUUAGUUGUUACCUUAUUAAUGAAAAGCCCUCUGUGCUGCAAGACCUUUGUUUGUCCUUGACAUUUAUUUUUCAGCUUAGUGACUGAUCUUCUUAAGUCAGCCUUAUGGGAUUUUCCACCUUUAUUUGUCUACAAUUACUCUCAUAAAGCCUCUAAUUUGUGUUGGUUUUGAAUAUAUAUUAUCAUUUUAUUACAUGUGCGUGUCUUUGUUUUGACAGUUCUUUAACAAACAUUAGUAUUCCUUUCUUAUUGUGGGUCCUCCCAUUGAACAUUUUAACUGUAGUUUGAUCAGUCAUGCAGUAUUACAUUUAAAGGUCAUAUAAUUCACAUAAGAGCCCACAAAGAAAACAACACACACAAACUGGAGCCAAAAGAUGCCAUUAUGUGUUAUAUAAUUAAGACUAGCUAAUUAUGGUGUUAUUAAGGAUGUUUCACUACAUAAGAAAGAACCGCUAUCUGUUGAUUUGUCCUUUGAAGUUGUCCUUUGAAACGAUCAUCCACUCAUGUUCAAUCUUGGUGGUCUUCUGAGGACUUGAGGGUCUUGAUGAGGCCUUGAGUAGACCUGUUUACAGCUACUGCACAGAUUCUUCUCGGUUUAACCCUCACAUUCUGUUGGGGUCAAAUGACCUUUCCUGGAAUGGCCCAAAAUACAUAAGAUUAAUUUAAAAAUAUUCAUGUGUAUUUUUGUAUAUGUGCUACACAUUUUUCCCCUCUGAGGCUAUUACAGGUCAAAUUUGAAAUAGAUAUUCUUCUCCAAAAUACGUAUUUCACCAAAACCGAGUGGUGUUAAGACUGAAAAAAUACACUUUCACUGCUCUUUGAAACAUUAAGGAAGGACUAAUCAAUAUUUUUUUUGUAGCAUAGGUCAUUCAAACAUUAUAAACAGGUCUGGGGUUAGAACUUUGGUGAAAAUACUUGCGACAUGGGCUAAUUUCUGGGCUGUGUCAAUUUUGACCUGGAUACUACAUACUGUGAGGGUACAGGAUUCGAACAGCAUGUGAGGGAUAAACAGAGAUGCAGCCUGUUUAAAUGAAGCAACACAUAUUCCUAGUCUUUUCUCACUCUCGAGUAUAUAUGUUUUUUUUGCUCAGGACAAAGUUAUCAGUCACCAGCUGUUUUUAAAUUUCUGUGGAUUUGAAUAUUUGUUCUGCCUGGAGGAAACUUUUAUUUCACGGUGUUGUGAUCGUCAGAGGUCUUACGUGGCCACCUUGUUACAGCUGCAGGGAGAUUUCCUCCUGGGAAUUCAGGUGUAGGAGGCCAGCUGUCUCCUUGGGAACCAGUUGUUCCAAACAGUGCUCUGGUGUAUUUCAUUAACCUUAACAGAGCUGUGUGUUGGGCUGAAAUGCUGAGCUCUCAGUUAAGCUGCUGCCCUUCAGGUGUGCUUCUCUACUGAAGCGCGUUUUUAAAGGCAGAAGAUAUUUUGUUUAAUGGGGGGGUGGGUAACAUUUUAGGUGCUGAGUAAACUGGGUGAAACAGGUUCUUGCGUCCUAAGGCACACCUUGUUGGACAAACAGACUGAAGAUCCUGGAAGGAGCCCUGGCAGUUUAUGUGCUAUUUACUCACCAAACUAUGAGUGGCUCUCUCCCUGUAGUAAAAGACAACCCUGCCCUCUCACAAAGCUGUCAAGGAGAAACAAGGGUUGAUGCUUCCUCUGUUUUAAGUGUUCAUGUAUGAGGAGUGUUUAUCUGCACUGUGUAGAGCUGGAUAUUAACCAGUUGUCAUGGCAACCCCACAAUUAAUCUGAAACUGGCGCUGCUUUGUCCUUGGGUGAAAGCCCUGUGAAUCAGAUUGGUAUCUGCUGAGCAGUGCCGUGAGUUAAAGCUGCAGCAGCCUGUGUCAGUUGAUGUACGGCUGAUGACUGGCAGGUCAAGAAAGAGCAGAAAUCUUGUUUAAGAUGUCGAAGCAUUGCUCUUGAGUCAGAACAGGGAUAGUAAGAGGCAGCAGGAGGGUGACAGACGAAAGACUGACUGCCAGCAGCAUCUUGGCGAAGACCAAAUGCCUCACACUGGUUUUUUGAUGACAACUUAGUCAUUCAGCAGCGUUUCAAGAUGCUCAUGUGGUUAUUAACAGUUUCUCUGACUGGAUUUUUGGUGCUUCUCACUCAGAGACAUCCCAGUUGUAAUUUUGCAAUUACAAAAGUUCCCCUUUAUUUGGUAAAAUAGUAGUUGUAUCCUUUUAAAAGCUAAACCUCAGCCUCCCAACUUCUACCUUUUUGUGCAUAAAUGAGAACAACUUUUUUUAUAAGCCUCUUACUCUUCACAGCUAAGAUUUGACAGGCACAUUAUUUUCUGAAGACUUAAAGGUGCUGUAGUUUGCUUUAUCUCCGGGAACAGGCACUGUGUCAACAAAGUAUCCAGGGAGGGAUCAGUGUCUGCGUCACUCUUCUCCCACGUCGAGCAGAUGCCACAACACAAGGCAGAAGUUAAAUAUAGACUGAAGGAAGUAGGAAAUGUCGUUUAACAGGCAGUGUCCUUUUCUUUUCAGUUCCUGUUUGGUGAAAAAAUCACUCUAUGCAUCAUGAUAGACAGCAGGAGAAACGUGCUCUGCCCAUGACGGAGGGCACUUGUCUUUUUGGUGACAAAUUAUGAUGAAUAAACACGACCUGAAGGAACUGCUCAGACAGAGAAUUGUCUUUAUCUGUCAGUUUUGGUGUUUGUGUGGAUGUUUUUGUGUUUGUGUACACCAGUCCCCUCCUUCAUGUUGAUGUUAUUUUUUAUGUCUUACAAGAUCAAACAUUUAUUUUCAUGUUGAAUCAGCAUCAACCUCUUUCUUUGUGCAGACAGUGAUAGAGUCAUAUCACAGUGAAAGCUCUGGGUACACAUCAAAGAUGCGGACCUAUUGAUCCACUUGACUUAUAAUGACCUGACCCGCUGUGAUAUCAGUCUUCACUGCUUCUCCAUCCAACAUCUCUGCUGUGUGUGGAUACGACAAUGAUGUCUCUGGGAAUUCUUUUGCAUCAUUCUACCCCGUUUCAUGAUUUCAGUCAUGGAUUUUUUUUUCUUGUUGUCUCCUUUUCUUUUUUUCUUUUUUUUAUUUGUUCCUUUUUUUUGUUUUUUUGUUUUUGUGUUUGUCGAUUUCCCCCCUCCUCCAUUUCUGUGCAGGCUGCAAAACUGCAGUGGAGCUUAGAUGAGAAGGUAGGGAGCUCCAGAGGCACCAGGGUGAGCAGGCCAUUUGUGCUUUGUGUAUGUAUGUGUAUGUUAGUGUCUAGUGCUGCUCAGUGGUUUGACCGUACACUAUGUGGCAUUAAAUCACAUUUUAUCACUUUGCGGAUACUGUGAAGAAUUAGACACUUAAUCGUAAAGGCAAACCACUGUGCUGCAUGAGUCGUGCUCUCUGUUAACUUGGCUCCUACUAACUUUCCAUUGAAGGAGUCUCUCUUACCCACAAAGUUUUGGAGAUUUCCUUCAGAUAGUUUACUUUGAGCAGUGCUAACAAAGUAGCAGAUGGCUCACACUUAGGUCCUAGUGGGUGUUGAGUCGUAAUAACACUGUGUCAUACUAAUCAUUAUUGUCUAAUGCAUUCACAUGCAGAUUUUCACCCCUGAAUUUGCUGUAUAACCUCCAGCAGUGUAAAUCACCAUUAUAUUCCUAUUUCCUCUUUCCAAGUGUCAAAGCCGUCUCUGUUUGCUCAAACAAAGGAAAUAGCUCCCUCCCUUUCAAAGCGUAAAGUUUCCUUAUCACAUUCUUAAGAGGAGUCCAAGCCCAAAGUUUCAGGAAGCUGAAUAUCAUGCUGCUGUUUACAUUUUACAAUGGGUGAUACAGAUCUUUUGCUGAGAGUCCAGCAACUGUGUAAGCUGCUCGCCUUAAAUGAAACAAGAGGCUUUUUCACGGCACAGACAGGAGUCGAAUUCAAGCCUGUCUGGUGUAGGAACACAUACGGUUUGCCAAAGUAAAAUCUAUUCAGGCCAGGUUUCCCUCUCGAUUAAUUCCUUACUUAUGUUUUUUUUCCCCCUUUUUCUUACCUCACUGAUCCUCGAGCAGGAAGGCAAACAUGAGUGAAUUGAAUUAAGGAAAACACAUAAAAUAGAUGGAGUGCCUUGCAACUUAGUUCCCCUCGCUGUUCAGAGCUUGACUUCAGCCUCUGUUCAUUGUGGCAGGGAAGAGUUUGCUCAAGCAUUUCCUCCUGCACAGAUCAGAAGAAGUCACUGUUUGGGUUAGGCUUCAGGCUGGUAGCAGCUGUGCUGUUGUAGUUCCUUUCAAUGAACCCCACCAUGGCAGGAGACUCAGUUGUAGGUUUCUUAUUAACUGGCUCUUUACUGCUGUGUUUGCCGUGUAGUUCCCCGUCAGCAUCCAGAUAAGAGGAGGUUGUAGUCAAAUCGUGGACACUAACCCUCCUAACAUAGCAGUGUUUGUCUCCCUCUACUGACUAGACUUUAACCUACAUCGUCUGAAUUUAACACCAAAGUGAUAAUCUCACUUGUCUACUACAUCUCCAACAAAAGUCCUCCCUUCCUCCCUUUGUUUUUGUUCCUUUUUUAUUGUUUCUGCACUUUAACUUUGCAGGACUUACAGCAGGUGAUGGUAUCAGGUCCCAAUCUCAACGAGACUAGCAUUGUAUCAGGUGGUUAUGGAGGAACAGCAGAAGGAAUCAUCCCCACCAGCUCAAUCAAAGGUACAGUCCCAUUUUCUCCACCGUCACUGUUCUGUUUUGACUUCUGGUGCCUCAAUAAUUUUCCCCACCAGAUUGUGGAGGAGUUAAUUUGCUGUGGUUGGGAGUCUAAUUUGCACUGAUUAAUACAAAUCCUGGUCCUCUACUGUAUCUAAAAAUAUUCUCAAGUCGUCUGUAUUCCCCAGUGAUGAUGUUUUUAUCUGAAGACAUGGAAGAAAACAGGGUUGCAGAGUGAACUCGAGUGGUUUCAAAAACCAUUCAGGGGCUGUUGAGUGCUUAUUCUUGUGGAGAUAAUAUAACUGGAUUAAUUCCCACACUGCAUCUUCUGUUUUGAGUUAUUUCUUCAUCUUUGUUUGAUGAUGACAGCAGAAGACACAAAAAGUAACGAGAGAGAGGGGAUGGUGUACAAUAAAGAACCUGUGUUGAAAACAAACCUGAGCUUUUCCUGGAUGAGCCUCCAAAAAUAUCUUAAAAAAGCAACACUCACCACUACAGUGAAGACUAGGCUUCAUGGAAAUAUUGUGUUUUGGGCUGUUUAACACACUGAUGAUUAUCCAAACUCACUGUGUUGCUCUUAACUCUACAGAAGGACAAGUUUGGUGUCAGAGCCUCAGAUUAAUCUGUGCAGUUCCCAUCAAAGCAAUGAAAUGAAGAAUAAGAAAUUGAGUUCUUACAUGCUGUCUGAAGUUGAAGCUGUAUCAUCUCAUUUAAGGCAUUGACUUCAGCAUUGUGACUGUUUGCACAGGGGCAAAAAGGAAACAGCAACCCUCUUUACUCUUAAAUCUGUACUAAUACUAACAUCUCUGUCCCACUCCCUCCCUCUCUCUCUCAGGCCCUGCUGUGCGCUACAAUGCAGAGUUUAACAAAAGGAUCCCAGUUAAAGGAUUAGGUGGAUUAUUAGACUUAAUGAGCGUUAAUAAUGGGGAGCCUGUUUCCAAAAUGUGAUGUCAUAUUGUUUGGUUUUUUAUGUACUCCUGAACAUCCUGUCUUUAGAUGAUAUCAAGUCAACAGUGGACCUUUAUCCAUUGCAGAGCUAUAACACAUAACAUGAGUUGAUCUGUUUUGAAUAAUCAUGCUCAGAUUAUAGACAUCACAUUUUGAGAAGAUGCUCGUCAUUCUGACUUUGUCUUUUUUUAGACAGUUUUGGACGCUGUUUUUCUGUCCCUUUUUAGCUCAAUCAAAUUUCCACUUUAUCAGCAGAGAGAUGGGCAGCAGGCUUAUUUCUGGGUGCUGCUCUGCUUUGUGGCUUUUCUCUCUUUUAACUAGGUCUCUCUUCACACAUCACUUCCUUCUUGGUGUUUAGGGGGGCACUUUAUUGCUUUUUUUCCCCCUCAAAUUGCUCAAUGAACUGAUUCUCCUCAUGUCUUAUCUAUGUGCAUACUUGUAUAAAACCUGAGUACUAAUGCCAAAAGUCAAGUAUUACUGCGAACAAGUUGUAUUUAUUAAUUCCUCUGACACUGCUUCAUCAUUUCCAUUAAUUGUCUUCAUUAAAAGCCCCACCCAGCUUAUUCAGUGUCAUACUUUCAAGUACUGCCGCAAACCAAACCGCCUCGUCUUCAUCAUCACUCAUCAGUCCACAUUGUUCACAUGUCAUGCACUAAAUACUGUCUUUUCAUCUUUGUACCUGUCUAUCUUUGUCCUCCACCUUUUCUUUUACCAUUCACUCCCAUCCACCCAUCCCUUUUAAUUUUUUCGUCCCAUCUUUGGCAUGUUUUUCAUCAUCUUUAAUUCCCAAAUAUCUGAUUAUUUUAAAAUCCUUAUCCUGAAAAAAAAAAUCCUGUUAUUUAAAAAUAUCGCCACCCCAUGUCCUACCCUAAUCAAUUACCACCCUGAACCAUUAACUCAUUAAAACCCCACCACCUGACCCCCUCACCCGCUGUCACAGACCUGCGUAUGAAGGCCAGACGAAGUAGCGUUCCCCCAUCCACUACUUUCCUCUGCCGCAUAUCAAGUGAAUCAAAUGAAUACAAAGGUACUGGGGAGGAGGGGUGUAGAUGAUACCCAGACAGGGUUAAUGUUGGCAGUGAGCUGAAACAGCUCAAUUUAAAGAUUUGAUGUCUAUAUUAUUAAGGUGGUUUUACUGAGUCCUUUUCAUUUCAUUACUCACUCCAUUGCUCUGUCUCACUUGUAUGCAUAUUUUAGAGAAAUAUUUUGGCGUGUAGUCAGGGACAUGGGUAAGAAAAUAGCAGAUUAUGCUUAAUUCUGCUUUGACUGAAUGUAGCACAGUUUUAAUGAAUUCUUUAUUUGGUUUAAUCUUUCCUGGGCUUUAUCUUCUGUCUUCACUGUAACUUAUUUUGUGUGUUUAAGUUGUUGUUUUUUUAAUGUUAUUUCAUGUUUACACUUUGGUUUUAUUUUUCAGGCUCCAACAUGCAUCACAGCAACAGCAGCUCCUCAGGUAUGGCUGAAGAAACAACCCGCGGUGUGGCUGUGGAAAAAAUAGAAAAUAUGAAGAAGUGGGGUCUUAACACUUACAAGGUACGCAGACUUGACUGACCAAGAAAAUCCCUCAGAAUCAAAAGAUUUUUUUGGGACGUCUCCAUGCCUUCAGACAGUAUAAUACAAUAACUGAGAUGAGCUGCAAUCAGUCCUAAAUGGAACUGUCUUCUUCUUUCGUGGUUUUAGUGCACAAAACAAAUGAUCUCGGAGCGUUUUGGUCGGGGUUCCCGGACUGUAGACCUGGAGCUGGAGGCCCAGAUUGAGGUGCUGAGAGACACUAAGAGGAAAUAUGAGAAUGUGCUGCGACUGGCCAGAGCGCUGACCAAUCACUUCUACAACAUGGUGCAGACGCAGCACGCGCUGGGUGACACCUUCGCCGACCUCAGCCAGAAAUCUCCCGAGCUAAGGGUGAGGCUUUUAGAGUACUUUAUGAUUUAAAGUAACAUUUUUGAUAUGAUGGUGUAGCUGUUAACUUUAUUUAGACAAAGAUUAUAGGCGUUUAUAAAUGUUCUUUAAAUUCGCAGCAUUAAUCUCUUGGUUGUCUUUAUAGGAUGAGUUUGGCUACAAUGCAGAGACACAGAAGUUGCUGUGUAAGAAUGGAGAGACUCUACUUGGUGCCAUUAACUUCUUUGUGUCAAGCAUCAACACCCUGGUCAACAAGACCAUGGAGGACACCCUGAUGACCAUCAAGAUGUAUGAAAAUGCAAGGUAAGAACAUGUAGUACAAAAAAAAAGGGUUUUCAGCUUUAUCUUGGCUCUAUUAGUUUUACUCGAUCAAUUACUGGACAGUGACUGAGAGACUGACCAAUUAGAGUGCGUUGUUGCUGCGUCCUGAGUAAUGAGUAUAGAAAUAAGGCCUUGUCUUCAGAGCCUUAAAAACUGUAUUUUUUUUCUUCCUUCUUAAACAGACUGGAGUUUGAUGCUUACCGGUCAGACCUGGAGGAGCUGAGUCUGGGUCCAAGGGAUGCUGUAGCGAUGGCCCGCAUAGAAGCUGCUCAGCAACAGUACCAGGUCCAGAAGGACAAGUAUGAACGCCUCCGCUCAGACGUCACCAUUAAGCUCAAGUUUCUGGAGGAGAAUAAGGCAAGUAAUGAGGAUGAGCCUGCGUAUUUAAAACCUGAAGAACAAAAGUGUCCAAAUGUGACUAAAUUUCUUCCUUGGACUCUCUCUUUCUCAGGUCAAAGUGAUGCACAAGCAGCUCCUCCUCUUCCAUAACGCCAUCUCAGCGUACUUUGCAGGCAACCAGCAGCAGCUGGAGCAGACGCUGAAGCAAUUCAACAUAAAGCUGAGACCCCCAGGGGCCGACAAGCCAUCCUGGUUAGAGGAGCAGUGAGAGGGUCUGCUACAGCCUCCUUCUCGACCACCUCCACCUGUUACUUGUUGAAAACCCCCUUACUUACAGAGGACCACAUGCAGAUAAAUGGGUGGAUGAAGAUGAAGAUGAAGAUGUGAGACAGGCUUGUGGCUGGAUAAUUGGACAGAUGAUAGACAGAUGUCAGAGGAUUUGACUGAUGAAAUGCAGGGUAUUAUUAAUGAAUGGGCUGAAUGCAGCAGGAAACCAAGUGGCCAGUUUCAUGAACGGUCUGGGGGCUCUUAGUGCCUCUCCCCAGCUUCCUUUUUUGUCACUCUAACCUCUUUGUGCUUUGUUCCCAGAGAAACUAUUCGUCACUACUACCCUCCCUCCUAUCCCACUAACCCUCUCUGCUGUCUCGACACUAUUUUGCUGUGUGAGCUCGUUUCAGUCAUGAUCACGGCCAUUACUUUACUCCACAAGUGCUCCCAGAGAUAA
Molecule: messenger RNA, 9077 nt
Organism: Xyrichtys novacula (pearly razorfish)
Lineage: Eukaryota; Metazoa; Chordata; Actinopteri; Labriformes; Labridae
Source: the annotation of a GenBank genome assembly